Messenger RNA from Aspergillus puulaauensis, 483 nucleotides. RefSeq lists its product as uncharacterized. The record is from RefSeq and is a predicted model, not a curated record. Bases 1 to 483 code for a protein of 160 amino acids. NCBI's taxonomy places the organism in Eukaryota, Fungi, Ascomycota, Eurotiomycetes, Eurotiales, Aspergillaceae. The transcript has a single exon.
AUGUCUCAGCAAGGUCGAUGUGCGAUUUGCUUCCUGGUCAGCCACCUGGCGAACUGCGAUGUCAGUGGUGCUAACCACCCCCCGCACCCUGACGAGUUCGCUGCUCCCGGACGGAGUCCCCGUGAUACCGAGGGGGUGUAUAGCGCGGACUAUUGGAGCAGCGUCUGUCCUGACGCCGAUAGCGAGGACUCGGUGAUGGGUGGUGUAGAUGGUACUGACGAGCAGGCAACCCCCAUGCGCGAUCGCGAGGACGACACCUUUAUGAGCGACUCAGACGAUGAAGCCGUUUCUGAGGAGCAAGGAGGUGUCUUUUACCGGUUUGAUGUCAUGGAAAUCGAUGAUGGCAGCUGGGAGGUGUUCUGCAGUGCUUGCCAGGCGCUCCCGGAUGACUCGAUGCUUAUUGACGAUGGGAGUGACCAGCUUCGUAAGAGUGAGCUUUUAAGGAGAUUCAGUGUCGGGAUGCAGUCUGCUGUUGCGAUUUGA